Molecule: messenger RNA, 2847 nt
Organism: Lolium perenne
Lineage: Eukaryota; Viridiplantae; Streptophyta; Magnoliopsida; Poales; Poaceae
Product: probable disease resistance protein At4g33300
Molecular function (GO): ADP binding
Source: RefSeq, a predicted model, not a curated record
UCCUCCGUCUCCGCGACCCUCCUCCUCCUCCUCCUCCUCCACUCCCCCAUGGCGAUGGCGACCUCUCACUUGCCCGACUAAACCCGCUCACGCAAGCACACGCACCCAGAACACCCCACCACCAAAGCCAAUAAGAUAAUCAAGCAAGCGAGGCGCGCCAUGGACCCGGGCCGGAUCCUGUUCGACCAGCUCGCCGGCGACGCGGUGAAGGAGCUGCUGCGCGCGGUGACAGGCACCUUCCUCUGCCGCUCCACGGCCGAGCGCCUGCGCCGCACCGUCGAGCCGCUCCUGCCCCUCGUGCAGCAGCCGCAGCAUGGCGCGCUCCGCAGCAGCGCGGAGCUCGGCGACCUCGCCGCGCGGCUCCGGGAGGCGCUCGACCUGGCGCGCCGCGCCGCCGCCUCCCCGCGCUGGAACGUGUACCGCGCCGCGCAGCUCGCGCGCCGCAUGGAGGCCGCCGACCAGGGCAUCGCGCGCUGGCUGGCGCGCCACGCCACCGUCAGCGUCCUCGACGGCGUGCGCCGGCUCCGCGACGAGGCCGACGCGCGCAUCGGCCGCCUCGAGCGCCGCGUCGAGGAGGUCUCCGCCGCCAUGCAGGCGCCCCCUCCCGGGAUCCCGCCAGCCAUGUCCCUCCCCGUCGCGCUGCCGCCGUCCAAGGGCGUGCCGAUGGCCAUGGAGGUCGCGCCGCCGGCCAAGGGCAUGGAGGUCGCGACGCCGGCCAAGGGCGGCAUGUGCACGCCCAUGGAUCUUGAGAUCCCGGAGGAGGAAUUCGACAAAAAAGGCGGCGACUUGCUCGGAAGCGGCAUCAAGGUAGGCAAAGACAAGGUGAAGGAGAUGGUCAUGGGCGGCGGCCCCGGCUGGGAGGUCGUCGGCAUCUGCGGCAUGGGCGGCAGCGGCAAGACCACGCUCGCCAUGGAGAUCUACAAGGAUCAAAAGGUCCAAGGCUACUUCAACAAUAGGAUCUUCUUCGAGACGGUCUCGCAAUCCGCGAAUUUGGAAACCAUCAAGAUGAAGCUGUGGGAGCAGAUCAGCAGCAACAUCGUGCUUGGUGCAUAUAACCAGAUCCCGGAAUGGCAGCUCAAGUUAGGACCAAGGGACAAAGGACCAGUCCUUGUUAUACUUGAUGAUGUGUGGUCUCUCUCGCAGCUCGAGGAGCUCGUGUUCAAGUUCCCUGGCUGCAAGACUCUUGUCAUAUCAAGGUUGAAGUUCCCUACGCUAGUUAAACGGACCUAUGAAAUGAAAUUACUCGGCGAAGAGGAAGCUCUAUCUGUCUUCUGCACUGCUGCCUUCGAUCAGGAGUGUAUUCCUCAGACUGCUGACAAGAAGCUGGUUAAGCAGGUAGCUGCUGAGUGCAGAGGGCUUCCGCUAGCUCUGAAGGUUAUCGGUGCAUCCUUGCGUGAUCAGCCCCCUAUGAUAUGGCUGAGCGCGAAGAACCGCUUGUCACGAGGAGAGUCUAUUUCCGACUCGCAUGAGACCAAACUCCUCGAGAGAAUGGCGGCAAGCGUUGAGUGCUUGUCAGGAAAGGUUAGAGAAUGUUUCCUUGAUCUGGGUUGCUUCCCAGAGGAUAAGAAGAUCCCUCUUGAUGUGUUGAUCAACAUUUGGAUGGAGAUACAUGAUCUUGAUGAGCCAGAUGCUUUCGCCAUUCUAAUGGAGCUGUCGAACAAGAACCUGCUUACCUUAGUUAAUGAUGCACAGAAUAAAGCUGGAGAUUUAUACAGUAACUAUCAUGACUACUCAGUGACGCAACAUGACGUGUUGCGGGAUCUGGCAAUUUACAUGAGCGGCCGUGAUUCUCUGAACAAACGGGGGCGGUUAGUAAUGCCAAGAAGAGAAGAAUCACUUCCCAGAGAUUGGCAGAGGAAUAAGGACAUUCCCUUUGAAGCUCAGAUAGUUUCCAUUCAUACAGGUGAGAUGAAAGAAUCUGACUGGUUCCAGAUGAGCUUCCCCAAGGCAGAAGUUCUUAUCCUCAACUUCGCCUCAAGUGUGUACUACCUCCCACCGUUCAUUGCAACUAUGCAGAACCUGAAGGCCCUGGUGCUAAUCAACUAUGGUACUACCAGUGCGGCCCUUGACAACUUAUCCGCCUUCACCAUGCUCAGUGACCUGCGGAGCCUCUGGCUAGAGAAGAUCACACUCCCACCACUGCCAAAAAGCACAAUCCCGUUGAAGAGCCUGCGCAAGAUCUCUCUGGUGCUAUGUGAGUUAAACAACAGUCUAAGAGGGUCAACGAUGGACCUCUCGAUGACAUUCCCGUGCCUAUCCAACCUCACCAUCGACCACUGUGUCGAUCUAAAGCAGUUGCCACCUAGUAUAUGUGAGAUCAGUUCGCUGGAUAGCAUCUCCAUCUCAAACUGCCACGACCUCACCGAGCUGCCGUACGAGCUGGGCAAGCUGCACUGCCUUAGCAUCCUGCGCGUGUACGCCUGCCCGGCGCUGUGGAAACUCCCGCCGUCGGUGUGCAGCCUGAAGAGGCUGAAGUACCUCGACAUAUCGCAGUGCAUCAACCUGACGGACCUCCCGGAGGAGCUCGGCCACCUGACUAACCUGGAGAAGAUCGACAUGAGGGAGUGCUCGCGGCUCAGGAGCCUCCCGAGGUCCUCCUCCUCACUUAAGUCCCUCGGCCACGUCGUGUGCGACGAGGAGACGGCGAUGCUUUGGAGAGAGGCCGAGCAGGUCAUCCCAGACCUCCGCGUGCAGGUAGCAGAAGAGUGUUAUAAUCUGGACUGGCUUGUAGACUGAUGUAUGUCCUGGAUGCUUUGGCUCCAGACUCACCGUGUACAGUUGACUAUGUGUAUAUGCUUCCCUGUUUAAUGCAGGAUGGGUAGUCAAAUACACUGUUCAAUUUUGACA